This is a messenger RNA of Sebastes umbrosus (honeycomb rockfish), 2252 nucleotides long. RefSeq lists its product as uncharacterized. NCBI's taxonomy places the organism in Eukaryota, Metazoa, Chordata, Actinopteri, Perciformes, Sebastidae. The record is from RefSeq and is a predicted model, not a curated record. Bases 45 to 1202 code for a protein of 385 amino acids. The transcript has 3 exons.
UGUUCCACAACUUUACAUUCUUCAUUUCUCCGAUAAGGCCAUAUAUGGUGAAAAUGAUUGUGCCAUUUUGUGAUUGGCUGUAUGUGAACAAGGCAGAGAGUAUAAAAAAAAGGGAAAGUAGUUGUCCGACACCAGUUUUCGCCGAACUUACACAGCAACAUCACCGACGCUGCCUGAGUCCCCACAGUUUCGGUGCAGUAACAGAAGAGUUAACUUGUGUCUUCAAGAAGCAGCUGCAGAGCCAGAGAAUCCGCCGCCCCACUGAGACAUCCAGAGCAUCACAACGCCAAGAGACAUACAAGAUGGCUACUGGUGGUAUUGUUUGUCCUUUUGAAUACCCUGAAGGAGCUAAGGAACAAAGAAAGGAAAAGAUCAGAGAGAAAACACUGCGUGGCAAUAAAGACAUUCUGUUUUAUGAUACAGAUGCUGAAGGUGAAAAAUGCAGCCUCAUGUUGUGUAGCAUUCGUGUAAGAGAAUGGCUGAAUGCAAUUCAGCAAAAAUAUCCUGAACUCAAAGAAGCACGAGAGAACGAUAAAAUUAUCCUCAAGUGCAAGGAAAGUACCAUAACUUUAUAUCCUACUGUGACGGUUGUGGUAACAGGCGAACUAAUGGAGAGCUUUGAGAGACAUUUUCCAGAAAUGAAACGAAUGGCCCUGACACCCUCCUUAUUAGAGGCAUUGGCCAAAUUGGACAUAAACAGUACUGGCUCUAGGCAUUUUGAAUACUCUGAAGGAUCUACUGAUAAACAAAAGGAAAGGGUCAGAGAGGAAACACUGCGUAACAAUAAAGACACUCUGCAUCAUGAUACCCAUUUGAUGGGUGAAAUAUGCAACCUCAAGUUCUAUAGCACUCAUGUAAUAGAAUGGCUGAAUGCAAUGAAGAAACAAUAUCCUGCAUUUGAGGAAAUUCAAACUGACCGUGUUCAGAACCUCAAGUCCGAUAUAGGUACCAUAACUUCAUACCCUAAAGUAACGGUUGUGGUAGAAGGCCAACUAAUGGAGAGGUUUGAGGAAGAUUUUCCACAAAUGAGACAAAGGGCCAAGUCUAAUGAGGAAGGACGUCCGGAUGAGCCAGAAGGUGAGGGCACUCUCCACACCCCACCAAACCCAGCUGAUGAGAAAUAUCCAUCUGAUGAAAAAGUAAGCACAGAAAAAAAGAAAGGGGAAAAAAAACAAAAAAAACUACAAAAUGGAUCAUUUUAAAUAACUGAUUAUUUAAGCUUCAUCGUGCCAUUUUAAUUCAUGAACAGGUAUCUGGGUUGUAAAAUCAAUUACAUAUUCUUUUCUGAUUUGUAAGGGGCCGUUCACAUGCCGCGUUUUUUGUGCGCUCAAAAUUGAGAGUGACGCCGUGCAAGCGUUUCAAAGCACUUAUUUUUGAGUGUGCGAGUUUAAUUUCUGGGACGCAGCAACAUGCUGUAGUGCAUGUUGCUGCGUCCCAGAAAUGUAACUUUCUUUAAUUGGUAAUUGGUUGUUACUCAUGUGACUGAGUUUAGUUAGUCUGUGAAGCUUCCUGCUAAAUUACCAUCAUCAUCAUCGCAGCGUGACGGUUUUGGCUGCUUAGUAACAGCAGGCGCGACAGGAGCGAAACCUCCCAAGCACCUUGUAUAAAAGGAUGAAAGCAGCACGGCUGGCGUUUUCCAUGUGUUUUUAGAUACAACAUGUGAACGGCCCCUAAUACGUUUGUCAUGUACAUCUGUGUAAUUUCUGGUUCUGGUGUUUAUAUAUUGCUUUAGAAUUGUGUCGCACGUGUUUAAAAAGUUAUGACAAUGUAUCUUCUGAUUGUGUCUCAUGACACUCUAGUCUGUCUGCGGGUUAUGGAGGAAGUAAAGAGCGGUUUUGUACUCACUGAGCAGGUGGUAGUUUGAGUCUCUCUCAUAUUUGAAGGUCAGUCUUCCAUAGCUGACAUAGUUGAGGUUCUUCAGCCACUCGAAAUAAGACACAGUCACACCGCCAGCAUUCAGGUACAUGUCCUGCAGGAUGAAACAUCACAACUCAUCAGACAUCUUACCGUUUGGUCUUCACUCCUCUGUGUGUUGAAUUAUUUUUGAUUAAACUUCCCCUCUGUACUGUUUGUUUUAAGAUUUUGUUUGGGAAGAAAAUUAUUAUUCUGUAUAAUAUAGACAUUGGAAAAAAACUAAAUGAAAUGCUUUUGUGAAAUUAUUUUUGACAAGCUUGAGGAAACGUGUAAAAAUGAGCAAAAGACCUUAAUAUAAAAAUAUGUUGCUUACACAAUAAAGGCUGGAAUAUAGUUAA